Molecule: messenger RNA, 1410 nt
Organism: Pollicipes pollicipes
Lineage: Eukaryota; Metazoa; Arthropoda; Thecostraca; Pollicipedomorpha; Pollicipedidae
Product: zinc finger protein 358
Exons: 6
Coding region: 211-1410 (399 amino acids)
Biological process (GO): regulation of transcription by RNA polymerase II
Cellular component (GO): nucleus
Molecular function (GO): RNA polymerase II transcription regulatory region sequence-specific DNA binding; DNA-binding transcription factor activity, RNA polymerase II-specific
Source: RefSeq, a predicted model, not a curated record
CAGCACAUCCGCGUGCACACCGGCGAGAAGCCGUACAAGUGCUCCUACUGCGACCGCCGCUUCAAGCAGCUCAGUCACGUGCAGCAGCACACGAGGCUCCAUACAGGCGAGCGGCCCUACAAGUGUCACUACGCCGAGUGCGGCCGCGCCUUCAUCCAGCUGUCGAACCUGCAGCAGCACCUGCGGAACCACGACACGCAGAUCGAGCGCAUGAAGAACCGGCCCUUCCACUGCCAGAUCUGCGGCAAGGGCUUCGCCACUGAGAGCAGCCUGCGCACGCACACCACCAAGCACGCGGCGCUGAUCGGUGGUCCGAACGCCGUCAACUGCCCCAUGUGCCACAAGAUGUAUCUGGGCGGCGCAGCACUCAUGGAGCACAUGAAGCACGUGCACAAGGACCCGAACGCCUCGGGCGUAGCAGCCAAACGGAGGACGCCCAACCACCCGUGCCCGAUAUGCGGCAAGCAGUACGUCAACGAGGGCUCGCUGCGGAAGCACAUGACCACGCACCCCGAGGCGGCAGGCCUGGCGUCGCCCCUGCGCAUGUGGCCCUGCUCCGUCUGCCAGGCUGUCUUCACACACGAGUCGGCGUUCCUGACUCACAUGGACCACAUGCGGAUGGACCCCAAGCACCAGUUCGCCGCGCAGUACGUCCUUUCUCGUGCUGCCGCCGAGCGGCGAGAGCGCGACACUCUGCUUGCCGCAGCGGCCGCCGCCGCAUCAUCCUCCAUGAGCAUGGGCAUGAAUGGCCACAUGUUCCCCAACAUGUCGAUCCCGGGGAUGCCGAGUAUGGGCAUGGGUAGCACGGCCAUGACGAGCGCCGGUACGUCGCUGACGACGGCCGCGUCGGCCGCGUCUCCGUCGGCGCACUCGGACUCCUCGUCGCGCAUCUCGACGCCCGCCGACGCCAAGCUGGAGCCGCGCGUCCAUGCGCCGCCACCGCCGCCGCGGAUGGAGCCGGCAAGCGCGCAGCGGCUGGGCAUGCUGAACCGGCUGGGCAUGACCCACCCGAUGGUGUCGCACGCGCCGCCGGCCUCGUCGGCGCCGCCCCCGCAGCGGCCCACCGACAGCAUGCGCGCAAUGAUCCAGCAGACGCAGGCCGAGCUGGUCAAGUCAACACUCAGCUCGCAGGCGGAGAGCGCGCGCUCGCUGGACGUGCUGCGCUCGCUCACCACACAGGCUGAGACCAUGAUGGUGCAGCCUGACUUCCGUUUCCUGCAGGCUGACCUGGCCAUGCGCUCGUCGCACGAGGUGCGGCCAGAAGGAGCCGGUGGUCCCGGGCCCGGCGCCGGCGCCGGCCUGCUGCAAGGGGACCAGCUGAGCGAGGCGCUUCGGCUGCAAGAGAGUCUGCGACUACAUCACGACCCGCGCGCGCCGCUCGGCUUCCUGCAAACGUCCCAGCCCAACUGA